Messenger RNA from Gossypium arboreum, 2593 nucleotides. RefSeq lists its product as uncharacterized. NCBI's taxonomy places the organism in Eukaryota, Viridiplantae, Streptophyta, Magnoliopsida, Malvales, Malvaceae. The record is from RefSeq and is a predicted model, not a curated record. The transcript is spliced from 10 exons. The coding region runs from base 481 to 2328 and encodes 615 amino acids.
GGUAUCGUAUUACAGUUUUUGUUUUUGGAUUGUCCAUCUGUUACGCUAUUCUUGGAUGCCGCUUCCAAGCUCCAAUCCUCGUCCUUUUCUUCUUUCUUCAAUGUUUGCUUUUGUUUUCAUCCAUAAAUAUUAAUUUUUUUUUAAAAAAUAAACACUUCGAUGUAAUUGAAAAUCAUAUACAUGCAGGCAUUUUUCUGCUAUUUUCUAGUCGCUUUACUUUCAAGUUUCCCGCUCUGUAACUUAGAAUAAACAAAGGGUAUUCAAAGAAAUAUCCUACCUUUUUUUUUCUCUCUCUCUCUCUCUCAUUUCCUUUUUCUUUGAACUUUCAGAGUUUCAAUGGUUAUCUUCUUUUCUUUUUCAUUACCUUUUUUUUUUCCUCAGGUCAUGAAAAUAUUAGUAACAGUAAGAGUGUAGAGAUUGUUGCAUUGUUUGAUUGUUUUAGUUUUGGAUUUUGAAUUCUUUUAAUCCAAAGAAAGAAAAAUGAAUACAAGAGUUCGUACAGCUCUUCACUCCAUGAAAGCUUCUCCAAAUCAUGAGAAAAAUAAAGAGAAGAAGAUGGAGAAGAUUAAGGAUAGCAGAGCGCUUGGAACCACCAAAACUGUGACCAAUAGGAGAAGAUCAAACAGGGAAAGGAAAAUGGCCUUAUUACAAGAUGUUGAUAAGCUAAAAACGAAGCUUAGACAUGAAGAGAAUGUUCAUAAAACUUUGGAGAGAGCUUUGACUAGACCUUUAGGAGCUCUUCCUCGCCUUCCUCCUUACUUACCUCCAUAUACACUGGAGCUAGUUGCUGAAGUAGCUGUUUUGGAAGAGGAAGUUGUUAGGCUUGAAGAGCAAGUAGUGAAUUUUAGGCAAGGCCUUUAUCAAGAAGCUGUCUAUGCAUCUUCCAAGAGGAAUGUGGAGAAUUUGAACGAAUCCAUCCAGCAAUCUCUGGUCAGAAGUUCUAAACACCAGCGAUCGAGGUCUUUUUCUGUAAACGAGACGAGUUCAGUAACGAUCAUUGCCAGGCUUCAACAGUCUCUUUCUAGAAGUGUUUCAAGCAGAAAGCUAUUGCCUCCUGAUACCAUUUACGAUGGAUCUGGGAAGUCCGUUAGCAGGCCAACGAAUGUGAGACAAGCUUCGACAAAACCAAAUUCUGCUUCCGGAGAUGUAAGAGGAAAAGAGAAUCAAUCAUUUGGCAAUGCUGUGAAGGAUAAACAAUCUUCUGAAAAGGCAAUUUCCAAGGUUGUGACACCGGUAAAGAGACUUCCAACUCCGCAUAAAUCGGCAGACAAAUGUUUGGAUCCUUUGAAGUUACAGCUAGAUAGUAGAUUAAUAGACCAGGAAAGAGCACAAGAUAGCCCUUCUGGGUCUUCAGAGGAUAAAGUAUCAGAAGCUGAUAAUACACCAAACCAAAUAUCUGAAGAUAUUGUAAGGUGCUUGUCUAGCAUUUUCACGAGGUUGAGCACCUCGAAAGGCAAAGCUGUGGAAUCCGGGACUUUACCUUCUCGACCAUUUGUCAAUUCUCAUGAAAGGAACAGAGAGUGUGAAUGUAAAGACCCUUAUGAAAUCUGUUCAGAUUUGAAAAGUAGAGACAUUGGCCCCUAUAAGUAUCUUUGUGCAAUUGAAGCUAAUACAAUUGAUCUGAACCGAAAAACGAACGUUUUGUUUCUGAUCCAUAGAUUGAAGUUUCUACUAGGGAAGCUAGCCUCUGUUGAUUUAGAGGGUCUUAGCCAUCAGCAGAAACUUGCAUUCUGGAUAAACACUUAUAAUUCCUGUAUGAUGAAUGAGAUUUUGGAGCACGGGACUCCUGAGUCUCCUGAAACAGUGGUGGCACUAAUGCAAAAGGCGACAAUAGUUGUGGGAGGAUACUUGCUAAAGGCAGUAACGAUUGAGCAUUUCAUAUUAAGGCUGCCUUUCCAUUUGAAAUUUACCUGUCCUGAAGCAGCCAAAAAUGAUGAGAUGAAAGCACGCAAUAAAUUCGGACUGGAGUGGUCCGAACCCCUGGUCACAUUUGCUCUUGCAUGUGGAAGCUGGUCAUCUCCUGCUGUGAGAGUAUACACAGCAUCUGAGGUUGAAGAUGAGCUGGAAACAGCAAAGAGAGAGUAUCUACAGGCAGCCAUUGGCAUUUCAAGAACAAACAAGUUAAUAAUUCCAAAGCUGUUGGAUUGGUAUCUGCUUGACUUUGCUAAGGAUUUGGAAUCGUUUCUGGAUUGGGUUUGUCUGCAACUACCGAAUGAAGUGAGGAAUGAAGCAGUCAAAUGUCUAGAAAGAAAGGGGAAAGAGCCUCUUUCCAAACUAGUUCGAGUAAUGCCAUAUGAUUUCAGUUUCAGAUUGCUUUUACACCAUUGAAGGUUAUAUUUCUUACAAAUUCAUCUUUCCAUCAACAAAGGUCCAUGGACUUGGGAUCGGUAGGGCCAAUAUAUUUAAUAUAUUAGACACAGUGAAAGUACAUAUGUAAUCUUAGCAUCUGUAAAGAAAAAAAAAAGGGGUUGGAGGUGAAUAACUGGGUUUACAGUGGAUUCUGGGGUUGGCCAAUGACCAUUGGUUUAUUGAAUUGAUAUUUCAUUCAUUUAUGUUACAGUUUUUGCGCCUUCAUUUUUCCCUUUUAAUGAAA